Molecule: messenger RNA, 963 nt
Organism: Beauveria bassiana ARSEF 2860
Lineage: Eukaryota; Fungi; Ascomycota; Sordariomycetes; Hypocreales; Cordycipitaceae
Product: tat pathway signal sequence
Exons: 2
Coding region: 1-963 (320 amino acids)
Biological process (GO): mycotoxin biosynthetic process
Source: RefSeq, a predicted model, not a curated record
AUGCUGUCCUUUUUGAAACAAUUGCUACCUCCCUCCACGCCUCCAUCGUAUUCUGCGGCAGAGAAGAGGCAAUUCAUCCCCGUCCCAGAGGAGGAACUAGGUCAAGUCGGAUCUUCGCGGUGCCAAAAUAUUAACCCCCUUCUUCUGAGAAACCCAUACAGACGAACCCUCUACAUUAUUUCGGGCAUCAACCUCUUCCUGCUCGUGGUGUCGGCAUUCUGCAUCUCCAAGGGAUUUCGUUACAGGGAAGACGUACGACUCAACCGCAACAAUGAACUACUUCGCAUCAGCGACUGGUAUUCACCAAUUCACAACGAGGUGCAGAUUGACAUUGUCGACAAAAAGGUAAACGGAAGCCUACUCAAUAUGGACCACUCACUAUUCCGUUCCCCCCCGUCGCCCGAGGUAGACGCCGCCUGGGAACGCGUCAGCAGCCUCAUGCCGCACGUCAUCAGCACCGACGACGUGGUCCGUCUGGGCAAGGACCCCUCGCAGACGGCCCGGUGGUCAGAGGACUGGGGUUUCGGCCCGGAGGCACACGUGGCGGAGCUCGACGUGUUGCACACGAUCCACUGCCUCAACGCCGUCCGGCGUGACGUUCACUGGAAGCACUACUUUGGCGACGACUACCCGAACGGUGACUUUCCAGAACUGCACCGCAUCCACACCGACCACUGCAUCUACGUCAUACUGCAGAACCUCAUGUGCGCCGCGACCGCCGACGUGAUUACGCAGCCGUGGGUGGAGGGCCAGGCACAUCCCUUUCCCGACUUUAGCAUCAACAAGAAGUGCCGCGACUUCGACGCCAUUCUCGACUGGCAUGAGCGCACCAUGAUCCGCGACACAAAGGCGUUUACGGAGAUGAGGAAGCCGGAGAAUUUCAAGGCCGUGCCCAUGUCGGAUGAGUUUCAUGAGCUGUUCCAGACGGGCGAGGGAGACGCCCAUGGUGGGCAUCAUCAUUAG